ACGUAUUAAAUCUGCAAAUUGUCACUUCUAUCCGGUAACUCUUGAGACACUUGUAUGAGAAAGGUGGCAGUGGGAAUCUCUGUGUUGCUGUUAAAAUGAAGUGGCAGGUCCUUCUGGCCGUCAUUCUCAUUGGUUUUGGUAAUACAUUAUGUCAUUACGUUGACGCUGAUGGUGACAUCGAUAAUGAUUACAAACGGAAUGAUGAAAUUGAUAAAAAUUAUGAAUUCAAAAGCGAAAAAGAUGAUGACUCAAGAGCUAUCAAUGAAAACCUCUUAAAGAAGCCUGUUGGACAACAUAAGGGAGAUCACCUUGAUCAUGAUGACAUAAUGUUCCGAAAAGGAGAAGAAGAAGCUGAAUUUGGAAAGAAAUCUUCCAGUGAUGAAGAACUAUCUAAAGGAUCAGAAGACGCAACGAUUUAUGCUCAUAAGAGGUGGACGUUACCUGUUCCCUAUCAAAUCGAAAGAAGCUUAGGUUCAACGGCUAGAUCUGCAAUUUCAAAGGCCAUAGCCGAGUACAGUUUAAAGACGUGUAUUACCUUCCGUGAAAAACGAUUUGGAGAUACUAGCUACUUAUCAUUGUUUAAGGGAGAAGGAUGUUGGAGUUAUGUUGGUCGAUCAGGUGGAGAACAACGAGUAUCCUUAGGAUCAGGAUGUGAGCACAAAAUGGUUGCCAUUCACGAGAUCAUGCACGCUUUAGGCUUCUGGCAUGAACAAUCUAGAACUGAUCGGGACAAUUACGUUCGCAUUCUUUCACACAACGUCAAAUACGGGUAUAAACAUAAUUUUAACAAGAAAUUGAAAAAAGAUGUCACGACAUUUGGACUACCUUAUGAUUACCGAUCAGUUAUGCAUUAUAGAAAAACUGAAUUUGGAAAAUACAUACAUGGAAAGAAGCAGCAAACCAUUGUAGCAAGAAAUAAUCCAAAUCAAAAACUCGGUCAAUGCUCGUCAUGUGGAAUGUCAGAGACAGACGCUGAUCAAUUAAAUGCUAUGUACUGUUCAUUACCUAUCAAUCGCAGAAUAUUAAGAAGACAAAUGGCUCGUUUAUUGGCAAAUCAUGCAGGACAAUCAAACAAACACUUCAGUUAUACUGUUCUAAAUCUUUUAAAAAAGAUUUACCCCAAGUACAAUUUCUUGGUGAACGCCUAUAACGCUGUAGCUGGCUAUGCCGAACACGCUUAUAUUGGUUAUUGUGUUCACAUCUUUCGUUCGCAUAGGAAAAACUUGGUGGUAUGUUAUUCAAAGAAGACAUUUAGAUUCUCAUCGCGGGCCAGACAAAUUCAAAUUGCUUCAGCUGCUUUGGCAAGCAUAACUAAAAAGAAUUGUAACGCGAAAUGGGCACGCGAUACAGCAUGGAGGAAAGCAAUAUCGUUUGGAUACCCUGUUGCAGCCAUUGAAGUCGUGAGAUUUGGGUAUGCCUUGAGAUCAACCUGGAACGGUCCAGGUUACUUCAAAAAUUUCAAAUGUCACAAAUGUACAGGAUGGUGGUGGGGCAAGCGAUGUACGAACAAUCACUAUUCAAGUUUUGUCAUAUUGUUUGAAUAGGCAUGUUUCGGAGUAUUUGCACAUUUUUUGGUUAAGCAUUAAACACAUUUACACACAUUUUUCUAGGUUCUCUUUUAAUUGUAUUAUUGUAGAAACCAUACAACACGCACGUUUAUGAAAAAAGCUAUCAUUUCUGUGUUUGGAA
Messenger RNA from Hydractinia symbiolongicarpus, 1689 nucleotides. Its product is annotated as zinc metalloproteinase nas-36-like. NCBI's taxonomy places the organism in Eukaryota, Metazoa, Cnidaria, Hydrozoa, Anthoathecata, Hydractiniidae. The coding region runs from base 96 to 1544 and encodes 482 amino acids. The record is from RefSeq and is a predicted model, not a curated record. The transcript has 10 exons. Gene Ontology annotation, biological process: proteolysis. Gene Ontology annotation, molecular function: metalloendopeptidase activity; zinc ion binding.